AUGCCAGGCACAACAUGUGAAGUGAUGCAAAACGGCAACCGCAAUUGUUUCGCCAGAAAAGGAAGCAGUUGGUUCUCGUCUGUGAAGAAAGUUUUCAGGUCAUCUUCUAAAGACUUGCCAGAGCCCGAGAAGAAGGUCAAGAACACACAGAAAUUACAGCAUGAAGUGGCAGAGGUGGUGUCUUUUGAGCAUUUUCCAGUGGAGAGUUCUCCGGAUAAUAAUGUGACAAAUGAAGAGAGUGGCACUUCAACGCCGGUUACACAAGAUCGAAGCCACGCCAUUGCCGUUGCAGCAGCCACUGCCGCAGCCGCUGAAGCUGCCGUGGCGGCUGCUCAAGCAGCUGCAAGAGUGGUGAGAUUGGCAGGUUAUGGACGCCACUCCAAGGAAGAAAGAGCUGCAAUACUCAUUCAAUCAUACUACAGAGGCUAUCUAGCUCGACGUGCACUGCGAGCAUUGAAGGGAUUAGUGAGGCUGCAAGCACUAGUGAGGGGACACAAUGUGCGGAAGCAAGCGCAAAUGACGAUGAGGUGCAUGCAAGCACUGGUGAGGGUGCAGGCCCGAGUAAGGGCUCGCCGACUCCAAUUGAGUCACGUCGAGGAGCAAAGACAACAUUAUGAGAAGAUCGAAGAGCCCAAGCCCAAGCCCAUGAGCCCAAUGAGAAAGACAGACAUUAAUAAUGGCUGGGACAAUCGGCGUCAAAGUAGCUACAAGAUUAAGGAAAACGAUUUGAGGAAACAUGAAGCUGCAAUGAAGAGGGAGAGAGCUCUUGCAUACGCUUUCAAUUAUCAACAGCAACAGCAAAAGCAAAUUUUGGUGGCUGAAUCGAAGGGUAAGGAUGAUGUCGGAAUAACGUACGAGCGUGAAAAAGGGCAAUGGGGUUGGAACUGGUUGGAGCGUUGGAUGCAAUCGCAACCAUACAAUGUGAGGAACAUGGGGCCGCGUGAGGCCUCUUACAUGACUCUCGCUUCUACAACAUCAACCACCACAGAUAACAUGUCUGAGAAGACCGUGGAAAUGGACAUGAUUGCAACUCCAGGCCCAACCAACGUCAGAAGCAUCAGCAGCCCAAUAAACCAAGACUUUGUUGAUUCAAGCCCACUUUCCAAUAGGCACCAUCAUCACAUACCUUCCAGCCCAAAUAGACGCUAUAUGGCCCCAACUCAGUCUGCAAAGGCGAAGGUUCGGGGUCAAGGCCCAUCGAAGCCUCGGGUUUCAGCUGGGACUCAUUGGAACUCCUCGGCCAAGGCAAGCUCAACCUGUGACUCGUCUAGCUCUGGUGGAGGAAUCGCUGCUUACCAAAUUCCAAGAAGUCCAAGCCCAAAAAUUAAUGGCACUCGUUCACAGUCUAGAAGGAUUGUGGGUAGCAGUCCAGAUUACAUUGAGGAUUGGGCCCUUCCUCUCGGAGCCCAUGGUUGGGCUUAA
This is a messenger RNA of Sphenostylis stenocarpa, 1422 nucleotides long. NCBI's taxonomy places the organism in Eukaryota, Viridiplantae, Streptophyta, Magnoliopsida, Fabales, Fabaceae. The record is from the annotation of a GenBank genome assembly.